This is a messenger RNA of Haliotis rubra (blacklip abalone), 638 nucleotides long. RefSeq lists its product as uncharacterized. The record is from RefSeq and is a predicted model, not a curated record. Bases 166 to 591 code for a protein of 141 amino acids. The transcript is spliced from 3 exons. Lineage: Eukaryota; Metazoa; Mollusca; Gastropoda; Lepetellida; Haliotidae.
AUACAUUCAUACGUGUUUGUACAACAAGCAUGCAUGCAUUCAUCAAAUUUGAGCUUUGUAGCAUGAUAAAUAAUUUUGGGUAAAUUUGUCAUUAUUAUUUCACAUCAGAUUCCCGAUUUAUAUUUUUCUAUAUUUUUACAGAGUGUAGAAAGAUGGUGGCUGUCCAUGCGACAAGGUGGAGGUCAUUUUUGGAUAAAUCUCUUCAAGGACAUGGAAUCGCAGGGUAUAGUGGCAACAGACAACACGUUUCACAUGUUCUGUUUCACUGAGCUUAUUCAAUGUGAACUGGACAAAAUUGCAACAGAGUGGAAUCAACACACAGUAAGACGCACAAUGGAAAACUCAAGCGGAAAGCCUGAUAUUCUGUAUUUUCUGCCGGCGAUACAUGGAACUGUAGAUUACAAGACAGAAGCAGAUCCACCAGAUAUUCAUUCAUUGAAAAUGAUGUGCAGAGCGUCUCGUCCUUCUGGGUGUGAAGCAGACUUUGAGGGUGCGUGUGAAACGCUUCUUCAACGCAACGGCAAGACAAAGCCCAGUGAACAACGGGAAGCCAUGGACCUAUUUGCAUGGCUCGUCACCAUGCUCGAAUGAAUGUUAAAACGUUCGCAGUUUCUGAAUAAAGCUGUUCUUGUCCAGGA